This is a messenger RNA of Neolamprologus brichardi, 2550 nucleotides long. RefSeq names its product hsFATP2a_ACSVL_like domain-containing protein. Gene Ontology annotation, biological process: long-chain fatty acid import into cell; long-chain fatty acid metabolic process. Lineage: Eukaryota; Metazoa; Chordata; Actinopteri; Cichliformes; Cichlidae. Gene Ontology annotation, cellular component: endoplasmic reticulum membrane; plasma membrane. The record is from RefSeq and is a predicted model, not a curated record. Gene Ontology annotation, molecular function: long-chain fatty acid transmembrane transporter activity; long-chain fatty acid-CoA ligase activity.
GCACAGUGUGCGCCUCCUCUGCCUCUCCCCACUUAUUCUUUCAGCGCUUUGCAAAAUGUACAUCUGCUUCAGCGUCUUGGCCGGACUGGCAGUUCUCUGUUUCUUUUACAUCAGCACGUUUUGUCCCUACUUUGGCGAAGAUUUCGCGUACAUCCUAGGGAGCAUUAAAUGUGGCAUCAAACUAACCAAAUACAAGAAAAUCAAGCCCUUUUACAGCAUAUUGGACUGCUUCUUGGAUGCAGUGAAGAGGCACCCCAAAAAGAUCUUUGUACACUUCGAAGGUCGCUCGUACACUUAUGGCGAAGUGGACAAACAGAGCAACAAGGUGGCCCGAGCCCUGCAGGCUGAAGCCCGGCUGAAGGAGGGGGACACGGUGGCCCUGUACCUUGCGAACGAGCCCAGUUUCAUUUGGACUUGGCUCGGUUUGGCGAAGCUGGGCUGCCCGGCUGCCCUGCUCAACUUCAACAUCAGAUCCAAGUCCCUGUUGCACUGCUUCUCCUGCUGCGGGGCCAAAGUGAUCAUCGCCUCCUCAGAGCUGCAGGAUGCUGUGGAGGAAGUCCUGCCGACGCUGAGGGAGCGGGGUAUCAGCGUGUACCUCAUGUCGGACAGCUGCAGUGUGCAGGGCAUCACCGCUUUGUCUGACAAGAUCUCCAAGGCCUCAGAUCAGCCACUGUCCCGGGACCUCAGGGCCAACAUCCAUAUCAGGAGCACCGCUCUCUACAUCUACACAUCUGGGACCACAGGUUUGCCUAAAGCAGCCAUUGUCACACAUGAGAGGGUGUGGGCCGCCUCCUUCCUCCAGUCGAUAUGUGGAGUCACAGCAGAGGACAUCUUCUACAUCAAUCUGCCUCUCUAUCACAGCGCCGGCUUCUUGAUCGGAAUGACUGGAGCCAUCGAGAGAGGUAUUACCAUAGUCCUGAAGAGAAAGUUUUCUGCCUCCCAGUUCUGGGAUGAUUGCAGGAAGUAUGACAUCACGGUGAUGCAGCACAUCGGCGAAACGUUGCGCUAUCUCUGCAACACGCCCAAGAAAGACGAUGAGAAGAACCACAAAGUGAGAAUUGCAAUCGGCAACGGUGUCCGAACGGACGUUUGGUCCGAGUUUCUUCAUCGCUUUGGAGACAUUAAAGUUAGAGAGCUGUACGCUGCCACAGAGGGAAACAUCGGCUUCGUCAACUACACGUCCAAGAUCGGCGCAGUCGGACGAGUCAACUUUGUGCACCGGUUUUUCUUCCCCUACACUUUGAUCAAGUUUGACAUUGAGAAGGAGGAACCUGUCAGGGACUCGCAGGGUCUGUGCAUCAAAGCAGCCGUAGGUGAAACGGGACUUUUAGUGGGAAGGGUAACAAAGAGGUCCCCCUUUGUUGGCUACGCUGGUAACAAGGAGCAGACGGAGAAGAAGCGGCUUCGAGACGUCCUGAAAAAGGGCGACCUGUACUUCAACACCGGCGAUUUGCUUCGGUUCGACAAAGAGAACUUUGUGUACUUUCAGGAUCGAGUCGGCGACACUUUCAGGUGGAAAGGAGAGAACGUCGCCACAUCGGAGGUUGCAGACAUUCUCACAAUGGUUCACUGCAUAUUAGAGGCGAAUGUUUAUGGUGUGAAAAUUGAAGGUCAUGAAGGGCGAGUCGGCAUGGCAGCUCUCACUUUGGAAGAAGGACAAAAGUUCGACUGCUCGGCCACGUACACGCAGGUCGUCAACUACCUCCCAGCUUACGCGAGACCCAGAUUCAUCAGGAUUCAGCCCUGCCUGGAGAUGACGGGAACCUUCAAGAUGAAGAAAGUGAAGUUGGUGGAGGAAGGAUUCAACCCAGCUCACAUCAAAGAUCCUCUAUACUUCCUGGAUCCUGAAAAAAAGACUUAUGUGCCCUUGACUGAAGAAAUCUACAGAGCAGUCGUCUCAAAGGAAGUCAAACUCUAACACAGAAACUAAAGUAGUCACUGCUGAGCCACUUUGUUUGCAAAGAAAUAACAAUAAUGGAUCUUAACAGACACUAAUCUCAGGGACGGACUCGGAAACGUCACGUCACGUUUGAAGAGAUAGUUUUCAUCUUUAGCACAGCUACCUUCACCUCUUACAGUGACACUAUGUGAUACAGAGAGUAUGUGCUACUCACUGUGUUCUUAAUUCGUUAAUAAAUUCUUUGGACAGUUAACUAUAACAUGCACAUUUUACUGUAAUGGCCUUUGUUUUUACAUUGGACUGAAGCUCUUUUAAUCCAUACCGGUCCGAUAUCACAGAGUCUGGAUAUUGACCUUUCAACAUCUACUGUAUUUCUUAUGUAGGGAUUUGUUGUUACCUAACUGGACUUUUGUACAGAGGUAAAAGCAGACACUGUGUUAUCUGUUUGUGUACUGAUGACACACACUGUUUUAUUGCAUAACACUGCCCUGAAGUGCUGAAGUGUUAAUGUAGCAGCUGCCGUUGUGCCCUUAUAACCACGUUUGUGCACAAUAAGAGGAACCUCCAGGCAGGCUUGCGGGGUGACUAACCUGCACAACCUUUGACAUAAAUCAGACAAACUCUGUCACACUCAGUUGUUUUUUUGGUUU